CCUAUACUUUAAUACAUCUUGUUAUUUACUGAUAUGGAACAAAUGUUUAUCUGCGGCAUGUGUUUAUGUAAUAGUGGAGACAUGUCUUCGACUCAAACUGGUGCAUCCAAGGGCAAAACCCCCUCAAGUGUAGCUAGUAAAGCAACGUGGGACAAAGAUACGAGGGAGUGCUUCAUCCUCAUAUGUGUGGAAGAGUUGGGUGGUGCGAACUACAAAUCAGGAACCCAACUUACAAAGGUUGGGUGGACCAACGUUGUCACAAAAUUUAAUGAGCGAAUGGGUAAGGAUUGGAAAAGGGAACAACUAAAGAAUCAGUGGGGUGUGUUGAAAAAAGAGUGGCAGCUGUGGCAGAACUUGGUGUUAGGUGAAAGUGGAUUGGGUAGGGAUCCUGACACUGGUGCAAUAACUGCAUCAGAGGAGUGGUGGGAGUUGAAGCUAAUGCGACAUCCUGAUUGCCAUAAGUUUAGGCUCAAGCCCUUGGCAUUGGAGGAAGAAAUGCGUAUUCUUUUUGGAAGCAACACGGCUACUGGGGAGGGAUCCUAUGCUCCAAAUUCAGGAGUUAUGCCAAGAACCCGAGAGCGACCACCGGUGGUUGAUGUGGACAACAUUGACGAGUUGUUGGAUGAUGAUGCAACUCAAGAGUUGGUGCACCCUACAAAAGUGCAGAAACAGGUGGCUGUUGAUGGCUCUGGUACGAAGAAAGGCAAAGGAAAAAAGGGUACGGUCACGUCAAGGCUUGAAGCCUGUAUGCAACAAAUAUGUGAUUCAACCGACAGUGCUAGUUCUCCAUCUGUCCAGCGUGCUGUUGUUGAGAUUCCUUCCAUAAAAGAAUGCGCAAACAAGUUGUCAGAGCUUCGUGAGUUCAACGAGGAUGCUGAGUUAUGGGCACAAGCCUUUAACCUUUUCAAGGAUAGUAAAAUCCGAGCCAUGUUCAUGUCGUGCCCCGAUGAUCUUAGGAUGUACCACUUCAUCACCCAAGAAUUAAACAGGGCACGAACAGCUGAGCUUGCCAAAACUUGGUUUGCACCUGCCCCGUGAUGG
This is a messenger RNA of Rhododendron vialii, 1041 nucleotides long. RefSeq names its product L10-interacting MYB domain-containing protein-like. Lineage: Eukaryota; Viridiplantae; Streptophyta; Magnoliopsida; Ericales; Ericaceae. The record is from RefSeq and is a predicted model, not a curated record. Bases 34 to 1038 code for a protein of 334 amino acids. The transcript is spliced from 2 exons.